Messenger RNA from Phragmites australis (common reed), 1548 nucleotides. Its product is annotated as persulfide dioxygenase ETHE1 homolog, mitochondrial-like. The record is from RefSeq and is a predicted model, not a curated record. Lineage: Eukaryota; Viridiplantae; Streptophyta; Magnoliopsida; Poales; Poaceae. Gene Ontology annotation, biological process: hydrogen sulfide metabolic process; glutathione metabolic process. Gene Ontology annotation, molecular function: sulfur dioxygenase activity. Bases 310 to 1212 code for a protein of 300 amino acids. The transcript has 9 exons.
CAAAAAAGCAAUUGUCCCCCACACGACCCCUUCGGCCGCGGUUUCGCCCCGUAUCCACCUGCCACCCCGCCGCCGCCGUCCUGCCCCGGUGUCUCCGUCCGCGCCCACGGCCUCCCCGAUCCCGCCACCCCCAUUGCCCACGUCGCCCGCCCAACCCCAAUUCUUUACUCCAUCAUUGCUGCCAGCUCCCAACGCAGCCGAACCGAUCCGACCACCCGUCCAAAUUCACGCGAUAAGAACCGAUCCGGCCAUCUUUGCUGCUGCUUCCUUCGUCCUCCCUAUAUAACCACGCGGCCUGGAGGUGGGGCAAUGUCUCUUCCCCUUCGCCUGCACCGCCACCUGGUCCCGCGCCUUGCCGCCGCUGCAGCAGCCAGGUCGCCGCUCGCAGCCUCGUACGCUCCCCGGCCGGUCUCGCGGUUGCUGCCGCCGCCGGCCCUCCCGAUGGCGGCCUCGUACAGCUCUGGGUCCGGUGUCGACAGGAGGCUGCUCUUCAGGCAGCUCUUCGAGAAGGAGAGCUCCACGUACACCUACCUCCUCGCCGACGUCGCCGGCCCCGACAAGCCCGCUGUGUUGAUUGACCCUGUCGACAGAACAGUUGACAGAGAUCUUAAUCUUAUCAAGGAAUUGGGGUUGAAGCUUGUGUAUGCUAUGAAUACUCAUGUGCAUGCAGAUCACGUCACUGGAACUGGAUUAAUAAAGAGUAAGCUACCAGGAGUCAAAUCUGUCAUUUCAAAAGCUAGUGGAGCAAAAGCAGAUCAUUUUGUUGACCAUGGUGACAAAAUCUACUUUGGCAACCUUUACCUUGAGGUUCGAGCUACUCCUGGCCAUACUGCUGGCUGCGUGACCUAUGUAACUGGUGAUACUGAUGAUCAACCUUCACCAAGGAUGGCUUUUACUGGUGAUGCUUUAAUCAUACGUGCAUGUGGAAGGACAGACUUCCAGGGAGGAAGUUCUGAUCAACUGUAUCAGUCAGUGCAUUCACAGAUUUUCACAUUGCCAAAGGAUACCCUGCUUUAUCCUGCCCAUGACUACAAAGGUUUCACAGUAAGUACUGUUGAAGAGGAGGUUGCCUACAACACCCGACUAACGAAAGAUAAGGAAACUUUCAAAUCGAUAAUGGAAAACUUGAACUUGUCUUAUCCAAAGAUGAUGGAUGUAGCUGUGCCCGCCAAUUUGGUUUGCGGUAUUCAGGAUCCACCACCGAAGAUCUGAGCUGUUCCAGUUGAAGCAUGCAGCGGUGCUUCUGGUUAUUGUAAACUCACGACCACGUCGAGAGGCUUGCAGCUGUGUUGUACAUUAAAUAAUUUGUUUGCUGCAGCCUGUGCUGUUGAGAUAAAAUAAUUAGUCACUUGGCCAAGACAUGUAUGAUGUGGCAAAGACAUGUUGAGGCAAGCUGAUGUGGCCUCAUAGUUGUGACUUGCAACUAAAGGCGCUUGUUUGAUGAGAUCUAUGAGAAGAAGAAUAGACGUCAGCUUGCCUCUCGUCUUGUGCUGCACAAGGUUCUUAUAUCAAAUCAUUUCUGAUAUCAUUCUGAAACAAAUCUUACUU